AUGCCACUUUAUAUAAAUUAUUUUCGUUUGGGUUUUGUUUGGCCUCAAAAACCAAUCAUAUGUUUUAUUUGGUGGUAUAUUAAUUAUGCUAUCUAUGGAACAAUUGUUAUAUUCCUAGCUUGGACAUCUUUUGAAAGACAUCUUCUUGUUUUUCAUCAUCAAUUGUUUACUACUCAACAAAAGCAAUGGUUAUUUCAUUAUUUUCCUAUGAUAUUUUUUACAUUAUAUCCAAUCAUAUUCUAUCUUCUCGUACUUUUAAUACCAUCUUGUAAUGAUAAAUAUUUAUUUGAUUAUACAGAAGAUAUAUGUCAUUAUUAUCCUUGUUAUUAUUAUACGAAAAUUCUAAAUUUAUAUGAUAUAUUAAUCAAUGGUAUUGUACCCUGUUUAUUAAUUGGUUUAUUCAGUAUAAUUUUACUUCUUCGGAUUAUAUGGGAAAAACGAGUUCGUCUUGGUCGACCAAUUCAAUGGAGAAAAUAUCGUAAAAUGACAAUACAAUUAUUAUUAAUUUCAUUAAUUUUUGUUUUAUUUAAUUUUCCAUUAUUAAUUUAUUAUCUAAUGAUUAUAUGUGGAAAUUUUUCAUUAAAUAUUAAUCCUCAAAUUGUACGAUAUUUUCUAUUUUUAGAAAGUUUUACUGUUUUAUUUCUACCAUUUGUAAUACUUUUUUCAUUACCAAAACAAUAUUGGCGAAAAAAAUGGCGUAAGAAAAUAAUUAAUCUACGAAGACGAUAUCGAAAUCAAUCAUUUACUCAUAUAUCUAUAUAG
Molecule: messenger RNA, 762 nt
Organism: Adineta steineri
Lineage: Eukaryota; Metazoa; Rotifera; Eurotatoria; Adinetida; Adinetidae
Source: the annotation of a GenBank genome assembly